This is a messenger RNA of Botrytis porri, 2028 nucleotides long. RefSeq lists its product as uncharacterized. Gene Ontology annotation, molecular function: hydrolase activity, hydrolyzing O-glycosyl compounds; carbohydrate binding. NCBI's taxonomy places the organism in Eukaryota, Fungi, Ascomycota, Leotiomycetes, Helotiales, Sclerotiniaceae. The transcript has 2 exons. Gene Ontology annotation, biological process: carbohydrate metabolic process. The coding region runs from base 1 to 1998 and encodes 665 amino acids. The record is from RefSeq and is a predicted model, not a curated record.
AUGCUCUACUCCGAAGGAAACCGUCUAAUCUACCGCUACGACGCCGAAGAACUCUGGAUAGAUCCCUGGGGCCCCAACGCAUUUCGAAUCCGUUCUACCAAGGAAUCCCAGUAUCCCGAUCCUUCUGAACUCUGGGCUCUCCAAGAAAUCGACUCUCCAACCCCAACUAUCCAAAUCGAAGAGAAAUCAGCCUCCAUCACCAACGGCUCCAUCCGCGCCACAAUUUCCUCUCGCGGCAAAAUAAUCAUCUACAACGACGAGGGAAAGAUUCUCCUAGAAGAAUACGCACGACAUCGACUCGACGUCACCGAUCCCAAAUGUUCCGCCAUCAACAUCGAAGCACGAGAAUACAAACCCAACCCCGGCGGCAGCUCCACCCACCAUCUAACCCAACGCUUCGAAUCUCAAUCCCGACACGAAAAAAUCUUCGGCAUGGGUCAAUACCAACAUCCCUAUCUCGAUCUCAAGGGACUGGAUCUGGAGCUCGCCCAUCGGAAUUCCCAAGCCAGCGUUCCCUUUGCCAUCUCCUCUCUCGGGUACGGGAUUCUCUGGAAUAAUCCCGGCAUCGGCCGCGCGGUAUUCGGGAAAAAUAUCAUGAGUUUCGAAGCUUAUUCUACUUCCUUUCUCGAUUAUUGGGUUGUGGCUGGAGAUUCCCCCAAGGAAAUCCUACAGCGCUAUGCGGAUGUCACGGGUAAGGUUCCCAUGAUGCCGGAAUACGGAUUGGGGUUUUGGCAGUGCAAGUUAAGGUAUCAGACGCAGGAGGAAUUGUUGCGUGUAGCGCGCGAAUACAAAAAGAGGGAGUUACCGAUUGAUGUUAUUGUGGUUGAUUUUUUUCACUGGCCGCGACAGGGAGAUUGGAGGUUUGAUGAGAGGUUUUGGCCGGAUCCUGAUGCCAUGAUUGGAGAAUUGAAAGAGAUGGGGAUAGAGCUUAUGGUGUCGAUUUGGCCGACUGUGGAUACGAGGUCGGAGAAUUUCGAAGAGAUGCUCGAGAAAGGGUAUUUGGUGAGGACGGAUCGUGGAAUUAGGAUUGUCAUGGAUUUUGAGGGUGAUACGAUUCAUUUUGAUGCGACGAAUCCGGGGGCGAGGAAAUUUAUCUGGGAAAAAGCGAAGAAGAAUUAUUAUGACAAGGGGAUUAAGGUUUUUUGGUUGGAUGAAGCGGAACCCGAAUACACCGCCUACGACUUCGACAACUACCGCUACCAUCGCGGCACCAACCUCUCCAUCGGUAAUACCUACCCCGUCGAAUACGCGCGGGCUUUCUACGAAGGCAUGACCGCCUCAGGCCAAACCAACAUCGUGAAUCUUCUCCGCUGCGCCUGGGCCGGUUCCCAAAAAUACGGCGCGCUAGUCUGGAGCGGGGAUAUCGCUUCCUCGUGGUCUUCAUUCCGCAAUCAACUUACUGCGGGAUUGAAUAUGGGACUGGCGGGAAUUCCAUGGUGGACCACUGAUAUUGGGGGUUUUCAUGGGGGAGAUCCGACGGAUCCGGCGUUUCGGGAAUUGUUUGUGAGGUGGUUUCAGUGGGGGACGUUUUGUCCGGUGAUGAGGUUGCAUGGGGAUCGAGAGCCGAAACAGCCGCAGGUGGGAGAGGGAGGGGGAUCGACGUGUUUGAGUGGUGCGGAUAAUGAGGUUUGGUCUUAUGGGGAAGAGGUUUAUGAAAUUUGUAAGAAAUAUAUGAUGUUACGAGAAGAGAUGAGAGAUUAUACAAGGGGGUUGAUGAAAGAGGCUAGUGAAAAGGGGAGUCCAGUAAUGAGAACUUUGUUUUAUGAGUUUCCGGAGGAUAAGAAAUGUUGGGAAAUCGAGGAACAAUAUAUGUUUGGGCCAAAGUAUUUGGUUUGUCCUGUGUUUGAGGCUGGGGCAAAAAACAUCAAGGUUUAUCUUCCAGCAGGGACAUCUUGGUCGCUGAUUGGUAAAGAGAGAGAUGAAUCCUGGGAAGGAGGGCAUGAGAUUGAAGUGGCUUGUUCCAUUGACACUAUACCUGUAUUCACUAGACAAGAGUAGGAUAAGAGUAAUGUCAAGUUAUAAUUCUCA